Messenger RNA from Mollisia scopiformis, 960 nucleotides. RefSeq names its product inosine guanosine and. The transcript is spliced from 8 exons. Gene Ontology annotation, cellular component: cytoplasm. NCBI's taxonomy places the organism in Eukaryota, Fungi, Ascomycota, Leotiomycetes, Helotiales, Mollisiaceae. Gene Ontology annotation, molecular function: purine-nucleoside phosphorylase activity. Gene Ontology annotation, biological process: nucleoside metabolic process. Bases 1 to 960 code for a protein of 319 amino acids. The record is from RefSeq and is a predicted model, not a curated record.
AUGGUCACCACAACAAUAACUCUCGAUUUGAUUGAGCAAGGGGUGGCUUAUAUUGAGUCUAUUCUUCCUAAUGGAUUUGCGCCUAAGGUGGGCAUUAUUGGUGGUUCAGGCAUGUGUGGAUUGCAGGGUGCAUUUCACGGUGGAACUCGAGAGAUCUCAUAUGAGACAAUGAGAGAGGCAAUUGGAGACUUCCCUGUCACAACCGUACUGGGACAUCCUGGUAAAUUCCUCUUUGGUCAUAUUGGCGUGACAAAAACUCCCGCUGUCUUGAUGUGUGGACGCACCCACUAUUAUGAGAGCCACGAGCUUCAGAUUGCCACACUGCCUAUCCGCAUCCUGGGGCUUCUCGGAGUGGAGACCCUCAUCAUAACCAAUGCAGCUGGUGGAUUGAGCUCUGAACUCAAGGUCGGUGAUAUCGUGCUCGUCAACGACCAUAUCAACUUCCCCGGACUUGCUGGUUCCAACCCAUUGCGAGGCCCGAAUAUUGGUGCUUUGGGUCCACGAUUCCUGCCGCUCGCCGAUCCCUAUGACUUCGCUCUUGGGCGUGUGGCACACCGAGCUUGGAAAGACCUUAAGCGGGAUGACUGGAAGCUUAAGUUGUUGCAUGAAGGUGUCUAUGGAUUCGUUGCAGGACCCAGUUAUGAGACCAGGGCAGAGUGUAGAAUGCUUGCUAGUAACGGGGUAACUAUGGUUGGAAUGAGCACAGUACCUGAAGUCAUCAUUGCAGCACAUUGCGGAAUUCGUGUUCUCGCAAUGAGUCUCAUCAGCAACGUUUCUGUGAUGGAACCAGGACCUCGUGGUGAUGACCCGGAUUUUGUGGCACGCAGCAACGAGGAGCUCGGACGAUUCAUGAACAAAGACAAAGCCAACCAUGAUGAAGUACUCGAAGCUGCCCAUGGAUAUGUCGACAAGAUCAAGAAUUUGAUCGUCAAGAUCAUCGAGAUUGAGAUGACAAGGUAG